Gordionus sp. m RMFG-2023 is the source of this 1990-nucleotide messenger RNA. RefSeq names its product ribosomal oxygenase 1-like. The transcript has 13 exons. Bases 30 to 1922 code for a protein of 630 amino acids. The record is from RefSeq and is a predicted model, not a curated record. Lineage: Eukaryota; Metazoa; Nematomorpha; Gordioida; Chordodea; Parachordodidae.
AUUUUUUUGUUGAAUUUCAAAAAAUUGUAAUGGAAAGUGAUACAAACUAUUGUUCAGCACGCAGCAUAUAUAAACGUAUAUCAAAACAGGCUAAAUUAAACAAGAAAACUAAAAAAUAUAAUUUAAUAGAAAAAUUUAACACUGAUAAGCAAAUUGUUGACACAGUAUUUGAAGAUUUUAACUAUGAAAAUGAUAAUAUUAAAUCUAAAGCAUUAAAUUUGAAUUACACUUUAGAUGAAGAAUAUAAACCAUACCUAUCAUACAAAUCCCUUCUCCUAUAUAAAGAUAGUAGAAAUUUAGCUUUAAAGGCUUUUGAAUGGUUAAUUUUUCCCAUUAAAUUUGAUGUAUUUAUUAAUGAGUUUUGGGAGAAGAAACCUCUUUUAGUAAAAAGAAACAAAUUUGAUUAUUAUAAUGAACUUUUUUCAUUGUGUGAAUUUGAUAUAAUUCUAAGAAAGGAGUUUCUAUCUUUUACAGAAAAUAUUGACUUAACUACUUAUAAUGAUGGGAUUAAGGAAAUACAUAAUCCAAUUGGUAGAGCCUAUUCUCCAAUAGUCUGGGAUUAUUAUAAUGAAGGAUGUUCUGUACGACUCCUAAAUCCUCAAAAGUUUAGCGAUAAUAUUUGGAGACUCAACAGUGUUCUCCAAGAAUUCUUUUCUUCCAUGGUAGGCUGCAAUGUGUAUUUAACUCCACCUAAUAGCCAAGGAUUUGCACCUCAUUAUGACGAUAUAGAUGCAUUUGUUAUGCAGAUUGAAGGCAAAAAGCUAUGGAAAGUUUAUCAUCCAUACCCUCACCACAAACCGCAAGACAAGAUUGAAAGAGUAAAACAUUUGCUGCCUUUAUAUCCAAGCAAUAAUUUUUCUGAAAAAUCUGAUUUUGAUGUCCAUUUUUGGGCUAAUCCUUUAAUAAAAACGGUCUUGGAACCUGGGGAUUUACUGUACAUGCCCAGGGGAUUUAUUCAUCAAGCCUCAACUUUAAUAGAACAAGAUAUUGGCCACAUAAACGAUAUAGAAAGUCGCGAAAUAUUUUCUUGUGGAAAAUCAAAGAAAUCACGGGAAAUAAAUGGUAACCCCAAUAAAAAAUUCAAAAAAGAAGCUAAAAAUGAUUCACAACAUUCCUUACAUUUAACCUUAUCCACUUGUCAAAACAAUACAUGGGGUCAAUUAAUCAAAAAUGCGUUUGACCUCUCCCUGAAAAGUCUAAUGCAAAAUAACGUAAAAUUCAGGAGAUCUUUGCCUCCCAGAUACUUACAGUACACGGGAUUGCCCUAUCGCAAUGUUGAUUUAAAUUUUGAUUCCAAUAAGUCAAAUGAUCCAAAAUGUAACGUUGGCCUCCGAACCAAAUUUGUAUCCAAUUUUCACUCUCUUUGUCAGGAUGUUUUGCAAAAUAUAUCACCUGACUUAGCCGUAGAUAUAUUCUCUAUUUCCAGUAACGCUGGUUGUUAUCUGAGGGAUUCAUUGCCACCAUGUUUAAAUAUUUAUGAAAAAAUGGGCUCUAUUUUUGACGAUUUGGAUAACAGCGAGAGUUGCGAAAGAAUUUUAAGUAAGAAAUCACUCCUUCCAACCCUCGAUUCGCAUACAAGAGUCAAAUUACUACGAUAUGGUUGUUUUAGAGUCAUGAGCCCAGAUUGUAAGAUUGACGAAGAAGGCGGAGAAAAAAACCAAGUUUCCGAUGCGGUCACCGUUUAUCACAAUUUGGAAAACGGGCGAAAUUAUAGGGAGAAAAAUAUGCAAUACUUUAUGAUCACUCUCGAUCUCUUACCUGUCAUAGAACAUUUAAUUCAAAAUUAUCCCAACUUCGUUAAAAUUUCAUCUUUUCCUUUAAUAGACACGCACGAAAAAAUCGAUGUAGCAUUGUCAUUGUACGAAAAGGGGAUAUUAAUGGUGUCUCCAAAAUCGUUAAAAAGAAUACAAAAAAUGGAUUAAUAUUCUUUUUUUUAAAAUAAAUUUGAUAAAAAAUAAUUUGUAAAAUAUAUAAUUAAUAAAAUAUCAAU